Messenger RNA from Salvelinus sp. IW2-2015, 2349 nucleotides. The record is from RefSeq and is a predicted model, not a curated record. NCBI's taxonomy places the organism in Eukaryota, Metazoa, Chordata, Actinopteri, Salmoniformes, Salmonidae.
AGGGUUCCCUCAAGAGGAUCCCCCCUCUCAGAGGUCCAGUAUGACCAGACCCAGUGCCAAGUCCAUAUACAUGCAAAGGAAGGAGUAUUCUGAAACGAUGAACAAACAGCCUGACAGCUUCCAGUACAGGGUGGAGCAUCUGUUUACGUGUGAGUUGGACGGCCAGGAGGUACGCAACCUGGAAGACUGUGUGACYAGGCUGCAGAGGCUGGAGGCCAAGGGCCGUGUCUGGGGACAGGAGGUGAUCCUGGAGGUCCAGGGAGGAUACCUUCAGCUCAACGACAUCGAGACCAAGGUAGCCAACUGUCACCUGUCACCACCCAACACCCUAACCCACUCACCGUAUCAGUACUAUGUCUUUACACAACACCCUAACCCCUUCCACCCCUCACCCCAGACCCAGCACCUCACCCCCAGACCCAGCCUCACCCCCAGACCCAGGGCCUACACCCCCAGACCAGCCUCACCCCAGACCCUAGCCUCCACCCAGACCCUAGCCCUACCCCCAGACCCUAGCCCUCACCCCCAGACCCAAAGGCCUCACCCCCAGACCCUAGCCUCACCCCAGACCCAGCCUCACCCCAGACUCUACCAUUUUAGACCGCUCCUAAUGAGAGAAGAACACAAGAAGAAAAAGAAGAAGAAAAGCGCAAAGCCAAACGCUGACAACUUGCCACAUUGGGAGGAGUUUGUUGCCUGUCUUCAGAAAAUCAAGUAUGGAUUCAACCUGCUGGGAAAGCUGAAUGGAGCGAUCCAGAACCCUAGCGCUGCUGACUUUGUCCACAUUCUCUUCUCCACUCUGGACAUGUUGGUGUGCCACUACCCCCCUGACCUGCCCCCCUCUGUACUGACCCCCCUGCUAACAGAGCCAGCCCUCAUCUUGCUUAGCCAGGUGGUCACCCCAGAGGAGGACCAGAAAUGGAGGGCCCUGGGAGACACCUGGAACAUCCCCAGGUCCAAAUGGCCAGACGGUCACAUGAUCCCGCACUACAACCCAGAGUUCUAUGAUGGUUGGCAGCCGCCACAGUCUGUCCCACCGGCAGCCAAUCAGGGCCUGAGCAGGAGCAACAGCCAGCACAUCCCCAUGAGAAAGGAAAUGAUGCAACAGAUGCCUGAUGAGGGCAGGCAGUUGAGCAGGAGCAACAGCCAAUACAUGCAACGGCCUGAGGAGCCCAUGAUGAACUCUCCGCCAUCUUUACGCCCCAGUGAGCUGGUCCCAGUGAGGAUGCGUGUGAUCUAUGACUUUAUGGCCAGGAACCCCCAGGAGCUGAGCAUUAUGAAGGGAGAGGUUGUCCAGGUCAUAGACAAGUCGGGGCAGUGGUGGAGGGUCCGUAAUGAACGUGGUGAGGAGGGUCACGUUGCUAAGAACGUUCUAGAGCCUCUGGAUGGAGGGGGACCCUGGGAUGAGGGCCAGGAGGUGCGCUCCCCUCCACCCCUCAACAUGCAGUCCAGACCUGCAGAGGUGAAAGCCUGGCUGGAAUACAAGGCCUUCUCCAAAAUAACGGUUCGUAGCCUGAGCGUGCUGAACGGAGCCCUGCUACUGGGGAUGUCCAAAGAUGAGAUGAGGACGGUGUGUCCAGAGGAAGGAGGGAGAGUCUUCUUCCAGCUGCAGGCCAUCAAGUCCUCCAUCGCCCUUGCCAGUGAGUCCAAUGGAUACGGCUCUUAUAACGGUCGUUAGACUGACUCGUCACAAGUAACAACCAAGAGCCGACUGAGGGAGAAGAAUAACUCAACUAUUUAACCUUUCAUUUAUUCAUAUAUUUUUUUGUCCAUUCAUAGACGGGUUGGUUGUUUAGCAACAAAACCGAUGUGUGAGUAACUAUGGGUCAAAACACAGAUUGGUUUUGACUGUUGACAACAUGUAAACUAUAUUAUUUCUCUAAAUGUUUUAUUGAGAACAUAAAUAAAUUUGCACAAUCAGCAACUUUUUUUUGUAAAUCUUUCAACUUCCAAGAUCAUUGCAGACAUCUGAGCGCUGCCCUUUCUUUUGCCCCCAAGAAUAUAGAAAGGUACUGUAGUGUUAUGAAUCAAGUGAGUAGCACAAGGUCCCUAUAGCGUGCUGCAAACCCAGAUCACCUGUAGCGUGCUGCAAACCCAGAACACCUGUAGCGUGCUGCAAACCCAGAUCACCUGUAGCGUGCUGCAAACCCAGAUCACCUGAUCCAAAGACAAACGUCCUGACCCUGAUCCUAAUGAGGAUGUCCGGUGAGUAGAGACUGUAAGGCGCCCAUCAACUAAAGGAUAGAUUCUUUCAGAUCCUCGCAGAGCGGUUGUUUUGGCGAUGUCUGAGGUGGAACUGUGUUAGAGCUGUCAAAUCCAAUCAAAUUAAAAUGUAAUUUGUCACAAGCA